Messenger RNA from Saccoglossus kowalevskii, 466 nucleotides. Its product is annotated as serum paraoxonase/arylesterase 1-like. Lineage: Eukaryota; Metazoa; Hemichordata; Enteropneusta; Harrimaniidae. Gene Ontology annotation, molecular function: arylesterase activity. The record is from RefSeq and is a predicted model, not a curated record.
ACAUAAUACCGAAGACCGUGUGCUGGGUUGAGUGAUCUAACACGCCAACGUUGUGACACCGUUCUCCAGAAUGUUACUACGACUGAUUGUAUUUGUGGUGUUGGCAGUGGUUGCCACGCGUCUUUGUAAACUUGCGUACAUCUUGGGGUAUCAUAAGGCAAUAUAUAACCAGUAUCCAGGUCCCUGUAGAGUUGUGCCUAAUGUUGAUAAAGGUUCAGAAGACAUAACAGUAACCUCUGAUGGUUUGGCAUUUAUUUCCUCGGGAGUGACGUCACCGCGAUAUAUACAUAAUCCGCGACAUUCACCCCAAUUAGUCAAAGGUCGAAUCUUUCUAUUUGACUUUAAUAACCCGGAUGAAAAUGCUACGGAAAUUUCACUGGUGGGAAAUUUUGGCAGGGAUUCGUUCUAUCCUCACGGGAUAAGUCUCUACGAAGACCCCAAAACAGGUACUGUUUACUUUUGUUAA